CGUGUUGCCAAGGGGAUCAUUCGAUGAUGUCACUCACAACAUCCGUCUACACCCAUAAUCGGACAGGGGAUGUAGCUGCAGGACUGGGAGGAAAGGAUGAUAUUGUUGGAAUACCGAAACACUUCUUUAACAUCCAAGAAUCAUAUUUAAUCGUCAACAACUCCGCGUUAAUCACUCCGUCACUUCUUGGGAAGAAGGGCUGCAAAAUGAAUCGUUUCAGUUCCACUGUGUCUGUGCAAGAAUACCUGGCGGAUAGUCACGUGCUCUUCUACCUCAGUGACGCAGUAACGCAGCUGUUGGAAAAUAAAGAAGAAUACACGCAAUUCGGAAUCAGCCGCUUCUUUGCAGAAUAUUUCAGCAGUGUGAAGAACAGUAACCACGUCCUCUUCAGAGAGUUCAACUACAUCAGAGCAACUCCUCACAACAGGUGGUCCUUCAUCAGAACCUUCUGGAGAUGUUACAGGCAGAUCGGCAAGAGUGGAGAUAUGUUGUCAGUGCAGGAGUACAGGUCACUGCUGCAGCUCUUAUGUCCUGACUUCCCUGUGGAAAUGGUUCAAAACACAGCCAGAAUUGUUCUGAUGGAUGACGCCAUCGACUGCCUGAUGUCGUUCUCUGACUUCCUGUAUGCCUUUCAGUUGCAGCUCUAUUACCAAGAGUUCCUGGACAGUGUCCUUAUGAUAUAUCACGACCUGCUGGCAGGAAAGAGUCCCAAUACCGUAAUCGUCCCAACCUCCUCCUCUGUGGAGCAGCUCCCCCCAGUGGCAGCAGAAGAAAACGACAAGGAGCAGCGGCAGCAGCAGAAGGACGGGGUGGAGGCUGCCAUGCUGAGUCAGUGUGUGGAGGCGCUGUGUGAGCGCUUCAAUCACAGUCAUCCCUCUAGGUGGUGUAUAAAAGAAAUCCUGGAAGAAUCAGAUAAAAUCUGUUUCUACAGUUUUUUGAUGAGUUUGUCUAAAAGCGACAGGAUCAACCAGGACAUCGGAGCUCUGCCCAGCAGAUCAGACGUCCUGGUGGACCCAGAAAUGGACCAGGAACUGGACAAACUACUGGCUCAGAUCUCCGUGAGUCCUGGCAGUAACAGCAGUGGGAGCGCCGUGGUGGGUCUGAAGGAGGUGCAGAGGAAGGCCUCGCCCCGCAGGAACCUCCACCACAGGCGGAAGAUGGAGGUGGAGAGCGACGGUUCCACGGAGGAGACGGACUCGUCCGAGAACUGACAACCGUUGUUGUUGGGUUUUUGUUUCUGAACUGACCCUUAGUGUAAAUGUCGGUGUGAAUGGUUGCUUUUCACCACACAUGACACUGUGAUGGACUGGAAAACUGUAUCAACACCGCCUCCACCUGGUGACUACUGGGAUUGGCUGCAGCUGCAGGAGGCUGAAAAAUGAAUGGAUGAAAAUGACAACAAUGUUGUUUAUAAUAAUGAUAAUAGUAAUGUUCAUGACAACUAUUAAAGCAAAAUUACUUUAACAACCUCCACAGGCUUCUAAUUAAAUAUGACAUAAUCGUUAAGAUCCAACAUCAUUGUCUCAUUUAUUUAAUUUAUAUUUAAUGUUUUUAAUAUUUGUUUUUGUCUGUUGACCUUUAGCUUCCUAAAAUCUAUUAUUUUAUUUUUGUUAUUGCAGUGUCACUCUGUCCAUUAGCCAAUCAACUGCUGUGACUGACUGUAACUUCGUGACUGAAGUAUAAAAAAACAUCCUCUA
This is a messenger RNA of Cynoglossus semilaevis (tongue sole), 1697 nucleotides long. RefSeq names its product centriolar satellite-associated tubulin polyglutamylase complex regulator 1 (gene cstpp1). The transcript has 9 exons. NCBI's taxonomy places the organism in Eukaryota, Metazoa, Chordata, Actinopteri, Pleuronectiformes, Cynoglossidae. Bases 24 to 1211 code for a protein of 395 amino acids. The record is from RefSeq and is a predicted model, not a curated record.